This is a messenger RNA of Haliotis rubra (blacklip abalone), 5258 nucleotides long. RefSeq names its product ubiquitin carboxyl-terminal hydrolase 40-like. Gene Ontology annotation, biological process: protein deubiquitination. Gene Ontology annotation, cellular component: cytosol; nucleus. The coding region runs from base 131 to 3877 and encodes 1248 amino acids. Lineage: Eukaryota; Metazoa; Mollusca; Gastropoda; Lepetellida; Haliotidae. The transcript is spliced from 32 exons. The record is from RefSeq and is a predicted model, not a curated record. Gene Ontology annotation, molecular function: cysteine-type deubiquitinase activity; cysteine-type endopeptidase activity.
GACACUUGCAACACAUGUAGUCAACACUGCCGUGUCAUUCAGAAACUGAUUGUCUUGUGAUGACAGUUAAGGAGUGACCUGCCAAUGAAGACAAUUCGUACUUGUUCAGUCGGAAACGAGUUCUAUCAACAUGUUAGGAAACUUAUUUGAAGAAGAGAAGGGCGCUUUUGAAACACUUGAGACAGCUCUUUUCGGUUCUGUGAAAGGCGGGGCACCAAGAACACCCAGAUCUCAAUGUAAAUUGGCCGGUAUCGCCAAUCAAGGAGCGACUUGUUAUCUAAACUCGCUGCUGCAAACUCUACUUUUAACACCGGAAUUCAGAGAAUCCUUGUUUCAACUGAGCGAGACAGAUCUUGGCCGUCUGGAAGACAAGGAUAAACCUGGCGCUAAGGUGCGAGUGAUCCCACUGCAGCUGCAACGCCUGUUUGCCCGUCUGCUCCUUCUUGACCAGCAGAGUGUGUCCACAGCUGACCUCACAGAGUCUUUUGGCUGGACUAACAACGAGCAAUUCCAGCAGCAUGAUGUGCAGGAACUCAACAGGAUCCUGUUCUGUGCUAUUGAAGAUUCACUGGUGGGGACAUCUGGGCAAAGUCUGAUACAGAGGCUCUACCAUGGAAAUAUCGUCAAUCAGAUCAUCUGCAAGGAAUGUGGGAAGAUCAGCGAGAGAAGGGAGGACUUCCUUGACCUGACGCUGUCUGUCAGCGGCAUGGACAGCCUGGAGACAGCACUCAACAGCUUCUACUGCACCAUGGAGAUGAUGGACGGCAAGAACCAGUACCGCUGUGAGCAGUGCCAGAAACUUGUGGAUGCUGAGAAGGGCGCCAAGAUUCGCAACCUUCCUCAGAUACUGACCAUCUCCCUCCUGAGGUUCAGUUAUGACUUUCAGAAGAUGCAGAGAUACAAGGAAACAGGGAAGUUUACGUUCCCCAUGGAGCUGGACAUGAAACCCUACGUGGAGAAGACAUCAGAAUCUGAUGACGAUCUUCAGUAUGAGUUGUUUUCGGUGGUGAUACAUCGUGGCGGAGCGUACGGGGGCCACUACCACGCCUACAUCAGAGACAUCGACAACCUUGGACACUGGGUUCAUCCUGGUAAGGUUGAUGUGGAGAUUGUGGGGAAGCGCCAGACAGGAGCUGUGGAGCUGAUCAAAACCAACUCUCCUGCUGAGCUCAUUGAGAUCAUCCUGCUGAAGAAUCCUAACCAGGCCAUGCCAGUGGAUCAACUGGGAUCUGAAAUCAGCAAGCAGACUGGUGUCACAUGGAACAAGCGCUACAAGAAGAACCACGGGACUCUCUCCAAGUACCUGAGCAAGCAGAGGGGCCAGAUCCGGUACAACCCCGACACAAGAUGGGUGAUGCUGGCUAGUAGUGAGCCUCAAUCGACAGACAGUACGACUACAGGGACAGACUCAAGUAGUGUGUCGUUAUUCCCAGACACUGGUAGUGGUUCUUCAGUCACAGAGGAGGGAGUGGUCACUGAUCCUGCUGUGGCAGACGUGAGCGGGCCUUGGCCUCCAAGUGAUGUCCCUCCUGUCGGAUAUCAGUGGUUCAACUUUGACGAUUCCCGAGUAUCACCCAUCACUGUGACGGAGAUAGAGCGCCACUUCUCGGGGAGGGAAAGUGCAUACAUGUUGUUCUAUCGAAGAAAACAGAAGUCGAGAACACCGGAGGCUGAUGGGAAUCCAGGGUACCAGAUUCCAGACAACAUCCUGGCAGACAUUCUCCUGGAGAAUGACAACCUGGCCAAAGAGAGGCAAGAGUAUGAUGCGAAGGUCAACACAAUCAACGUCCAGCUCCACUUCGAGCCUCACUAUCACUACAAGGAAGGAGCUCUCAAGAUGUGUCACCCCAGUGGAAAGUUUUCAGAGCUCACCAUUGACAGAAGGAAAUCUGUGGCAGACUUGUUGGUGUCUGUUAGAGAGGUGGGAGGGAAUCUGGUGCCAGAGAAGUUGACGCUGCACAGAAUGAGGGAUUUACCUGCUGGAUAUCACCUGUAUGACUGUGUCUCAGAUGAACCUGAGAAGCUGAUUUCAUCCUUGAACAUCGACAACAAUGCCAAACUGUUCGUGUGGGAUGGUGAACUGGUGGGAGGGGGGUCUAUCCCUACUGGUCCCGAAUGUGAGCCCAUCUAUCUGACUAUCGUCUACGGCAACCCCUCAAAGUUUAGCUGCGGGUUUUCCAAAGACAUAUCCUUUGCUGCCUUUAAAUCGUCUGUUUGUGCCUUAACUGGAAUACAAGAGUCAGAUCUGACUCUAAAGAAGAUGGUUGGAUCCGACCUGUCUCCUGCCUUUCUUUCCCUGAAUGACGAGGAUGUUUCCUUGCCCCUGGCUGUUCUGAACUUCCAGGAUGGAGAUAGUGUUGUUGCUGAAGACAAGACAAUUCAAAAUGGUGCUGUAACACACAUGGCUGCGAGCAAGGAAAUACAGUUUACCGUGUUCGUGGAAAACAGAUGUGUUCAGACUGAGUGCCGUUGGACAAGACAAAUACAAGUGACAAAGGACAUGACUGUUGGUGAGCUGAAGGUUUUGGCAGUUUCCAGUUUUAAAGAAGAUGGCCUCCUUGAUGGGGGACGCCUCCGCGUGGACCAUCCAACAAUUGGUCUGCGACCUCCACUUCAUGAACAGCAAACAGUAUAUGAAGCUGGGUUGCUAGGCGACGUCUGCCUGGUGCUAGAGCCUGGUAAAGCGCCAGAAACAAACCAGAUAACCUUGACCUUCACACCCCAUGACCCCCAAAAUGACCUCCCCGAUAUUGAAAUCACUGUGGAGAAGGCAGACACAGUGAGAGACUGCUUGAGGAAAAUGUUGGAACAAGCAGGCUUUACAGGGGAUGACUGGCACUUGAGGAAGACCAACUGGUGUGGGGAGAUGGCCGAGGUGUUAGAUGACCUUGACCUUACACUAGGUAAAAAUCUUGUCAGCGAUGGAGAUCAUUUGCUUCUUCUGUCCGGGAGACUUCCACCAAAGGGUUACCUGCGUUUGCCGAUUCACCUGUACCCAACCCCAAGCAACCCCCGCAGUGCUUCUGACCAGCCUGGCAUGCUGGCCUGGAUCUCAGCUGGGAUACAAGGCCUCCUGUCUCCCUCUGCCAGCACAACAUCUGCUGACAUGGCAGUACCGCAACCCCUCCAGGUCGGCGAGAUCGAGAUAUCCAAGGAUGCAACCCUGGAGGACCUGAAGCUGCAGAUCAUGACACUGCCAGCCAUGACUGACAUGCCUGUGCCGACAUUCGAGUUCCUGCGAGUCAGACUUGUGAGCGACCACCGUCCUGGGCAGGUGUUACGAGGACUGACCCAGACACUGAGACGACUGAAGGUAACGUCCGGAAGCAGUAUUGCCGUCCAGAUUGUUCCUCAUGAGGAGAACCUUAGCUCAAACGAGAUUAUAAUCAACAUCAAGCAGAGACUCCCAGGAACCAAGACAUACGACAUGGAGCAGGAGCUUAUCUGGGACGUCUCACAUGGUGUCACGCCACUCGACUUCUUGCAAGCUGUGGCUGAUUUCCUGGCACUUCCUGUCGAGCAAAUCAGGGUUGCCAAACAUAUCACUCGACAGUUCAAGUGGCUUGUGGUUGAAGAACAAAAGUCACCCAAUCAGAAGGGCAAGAAGAAGAAAGGCGGGGCCAACAAAAACAGCAUGCGGCAGGCUCCGUACCAUGUACAGGAUGGAGAUGUGUUCGGCGUCAAGACGCUACAGGCAGACCCUGACAACACAGAUGACUUCAGCACAGAGGAGGACAUCCUGGGUCGUGAAGAAAUACAGCGGGCUGCUGAUGAAAAGAGAAAAAUGAGAGAGGAGCGUAAGAAAGCAUAUGGAGAAGGUCCAGCUACCCGGCGUCCAGAAGUUGCCCUGACCAUAAAAGUUGACUCCUUCACGUAGCACCAAGUCAAACCAUGGAAUAAUCGGUCUGCCAGGGAGAAUCUUGUUCAGCAUUGCAGACAUGAGGAGAACGACCAACUUUUGGGCAUCAGGAGCCAGUUUCACAAAGCGAAAGUAGUUCUAUUAUGGUCGUAAGUCAAUGAGUUACGAUCAUCGUAGCGCAAGGAGCAGUUUGUGAAAUGGAUCCUUCAAUAUAUUGUGUCAGUACUGUACAUAUGCUCAACUACAAGGGACAGGCUCAUGAAUAUUUUUUGAGACAUAUUUAUAAAAUUGUGUACCCCAUUUCACUAGAAAAAAAUAUCCCAAAAAUAUCCAUGAUCCCUAACUGUAUUUGUUAAGCAUAUUAAGGGAACAGAAGGAUAAUGUCCCUUUUCGGCAAAGGGAUCUGCAUAAUUUAAGAGGAAACUUUUAUUAAUUAUUAUAAGAGUUAUCAGCUGUGUUCAUUAAUAUGAGAAUGUAAACUGGGUGAACUUCAACAAUGUUGUAUUUGGGAUGAGGACAGUAUUAAAAGAAAAGGUAAGGCCAGACCAAUUUUAUUUCUUGUUUUACGGAUCCGCCGGUCGUUUUUUUUUCAAGAAUAAGAAAAAAAAAAGAAAAGUUAAUUAUCCCACUCAAAAAAUAAAAUCCUAAUGUUUUAUUGAUCAAAACUAAAUUUACAAGAAAGUUUUUUGUAGAUUGUGUUUUGCCCUAUUUACACUUCAUAAAUUGCCAAGAGUAAAAUACUUUUAGUAUUUAUUUAUUUUUAUUUUUAAUUUUCUCCCUCCUGCCUUUAGGUUUUCUGAGGACAAAAAUCUGUAAAACAAGAAAUAAAAUUGGUCUUGCCUAAGAAAAAAUUGUUUCAAAAGGCUAAUUAUACAGAUUGUUUUGUUUCACAAUUAAACAUAAUGCGUAAUAGAGACUAACCUCUUUAUCUGCCAUGCCAUUUAUUGGUUUCUCUACAAACUAAAAACUUUGUAAUAGAUUUUUGUUUUGAACUUCAUUGGAUUUCCAGUGAUGUGAUUAGUUUAUUGCUGAUCACCAGACCUGUGCAUUUUUCGGCAUUUACAAAAUGUUAAAAUGCACAGUUCAAAGCAUUCAUAUUCUUGAACACCAAAUUCACUUCUUAAAUAUCUUUCCAAGUCCUGGUUGAUAUUGUGUUUAAUUACUGUAUAUUUAAUGUCUCAUGGAAUACAUUCAUUCUAGAUGCCAAAGUAAUUGAUUUUUUCACAUUUUUGGUCCUUUUUGAAACCUGGAAUUUGUUUGGUAUAAUUGUCAUGAUAAUUUUUGUUUAGGUAAUUGAUUUUUUGCAGCAGUUGUGUUUUGGGAUGAGAUGUCUAUGGCUAUAUGACUUAGUGAGUGUUCAAAAUUAGCUGUGUUUAUUAAACUUGAAAGAAAAUCUUCA